Orbicella faveolata is the source of this 1631-nucleotide messenger RNA. Its product is annotated as transmembrane prolyl 4-hydroxylase-like. The record is from RefSeq and is a predicted model, not a curated record. Gene Ontology annotation, biological process: peptidyl-proline hydroxylation to 4-hydroxy-L-proline. Gene Ontology annotation, molecular function: procollagen-proline 4-dioxygenase activity; iron ion binding; L-ascorbic acid binding. NCBI's taxonomy places the organism in Eukaryota, Metazoa, Cnidaria, Anthozoa, Scleractinia, Merulinidae. Gene Ontology annotation, cellular component: endoplasmic reticulum.
UCGUGUGCAGGAACCUGCCCGAAAACCUUGCAAAAUCCAUAUUGAUCGCAAGCCUCGCAUACAAAUCUUCAUUUAUCACACGGUUUCAAAGGAGAAGAUCCCUCGAUUUAAGCAAGCAUGGAAAAGUGGAGAUACUUUGCCGUGUUCGGUCUUGUUUUACUAUACUGCUUAUUGGAAGUGAGCAGCGAGGAAUUGGACAAAACCAAAUGGACUCCAAAACUGCGUGAGCCGGUGAAGAUUGGUCAUGAAGAAGAGGUGGUGAUGUUUCCAUUUCACAAAAGAAAAGUGAAGACGAUCAGCAUGAAACCGCCGAUAUUUGAGAUUUCAAAUUUUCUGACUGAUGUGGAAUGUGAUCACCUGAUCAGCUACGCAAAGCGCCUUGGUUUGGAGAAGAGUCCUCUUGCCAAGGCAAACGAGACCAUUGAUGAUGAAACAUCGGAGAGGACUUUUAAAAUAUGGGAUAACAACGGUGACGGAUUUAUAGAGCCUGUUGAAAUAAUGCAUGUUCGUGGAAAGGAAGACCUAUAUUUCACUGAGGACGAUCUUCUUGAAAUGUUUAAAGAUCUUAACAUGGACAAAGAUGACAACGGAAAAAUCGAUUUUGAAGAAUUCAGCAAAGUAACUGUUCCAGUCAUGAAAGACUACUUCGACAAAGUACGAAGGACAAAGCCUCGACUGCGCAGUCGCAAUAGUCGCCAAGUUUGGAUGUUUCACAAUGAUCCCAAGUACCCAAUCCUCUCGGAUUUUCACGGCAGAUUGUCGCGUUUAAGUCUACUUCCAGAAGAAUUUAUCAAAAGUACAGAACCUUUACAGGUCGUUAAGUAUGACGUUCACGGCCAUUACCACUGUCAUCACGAUUCAGAUGAACUUCAAAAGGACCUGCCGUGCUGCUCUUUCUCCAAAGACGAAGACUGUCGACUAUGCAGACUUGCCACAGUCUUGUUGUACUUAAACGAACCCGAAAAAGGCGGAGAGACAGCGUUUCCUCUAGCGGACAACGAAACGUUUUCAACAGAGGCUUGGGAGAAAGGAGAGGGUUGGAAGUGCAAUCUCGCUCAAAACUGCCACAAAAGUAACCUUGUCGUUAAACCAGAGAAAGGGAAGGCGAUCAUGUGGUACAACCAUUUUCUGGACAAAAACACAGGCUGGUUCGGUGAGCUUGACCAGCUGUCGCAACACGGCGGGUGUGAUGUGUUAGAGGGCACAAAAUGGGUUGCAAACCUCUGGUUGACCUUAGUAGGGGAGCCCGGUACAGACGAAGCUUUCAAGGGCUGGAUUGAUUACGGGAAAGACGAGAGUAAAUACAAACUAGGGACGAACUGGAGAGGAGAGGCGAUAAAAACAGGCGAAGAAACGAAGGAAACUCAAGAGAAUCAAGAAGGAGCUGCAACGAAAACAGAUGAAGAAACGAGAAAAGAGAAAGAAAAAACUCUCAUGGAAGCCAAAGAAAGUGGGGAUGGUUCAUAUGAUGUUAAGCUUGAACUCUGAUUACAAAAGAUAAAUGGAGACAAGUAAAGAAUGUGUUUUCGAACUUUAUGGGCUUUAACCCAUGCUCAUGUUAAGAUUGGGUUAAAAGCUAUUGCGUUUUGUUAUAUUGCACUAACAUUUUCAAUAAAUUAGCUCUUUUGAUU